Messenger RNA from Argentina anserina (silverweed cinquefoil), 1251 nucleotides. Its product is annotated as autophagy protein 5. NCBI's taxonomy places the organism in Eukaryota, Viridiplantae, Streptophyta, Magnoliopsida, Rosales, Rosaceae. The transcript is spliced from 8 exons. The record is from RefSeq and is a predicted model, not a curated record. Gene Ontology annotation, biological process: cellular response to nitrogen starvation; autophagy of mitochondrion; C-terminal protein lipidation. Gene Ontology annotation, cellular component: Atg12-Atg5-Atg16 complex; phagophore assembly site membrane; cytoplasm. Gene Ontology annotation, molecular function: Atg8-family ligase activity. The coding region runs from base 31 to 1113 and encodes 360 amino acids.
GUUGAAGCUUAGAGUUUCAGGAAGAAGAAGAUGGACACGGAAGCACAGAGGCUUCUAUGGGAAGGAGCGAUCCCGUUGCAGAUUCAUCUCCAUGAAUCCGAAGUCACGACCCUUCCUUCUCCCCCGCCCGCCCUCAUCUUAGCUCCUCGUCUAGGUUACCUACCACUGUUGGCCUCGCUCUUGAAGCCUUACUUCAGCACCGCCCUUCCUCCUGGUGUCGACACUCUCUGGUUCGACUACAAGGGCUUGCCCUUGAAAUGGUAUUUACCCACUGGAGUUCUGUUUGAUCUUCUAUGUGCAGAACCAGAGAGACCUUGGAAUCUUACGGUGCACUUUAGAGGAUAUCCAGGAAGCGUAUUGAUCCCUUGUGAAGGUGAAGAUAGCAUAAAGUGGAGCUUUAUCAACUCAUUGAAAGAGGCGGCAUAUAUAAUCAAUGGAAACUCUAAGAAUGUGAUGAACAUGUCUCAACCUGAUCAGGUGGAGCUCUGGCGCUCCAUCUUAAAUGGUAAUUUGGAAUCCUACAUACGGUUUUCUUCGAAACUUAAGCUUGGAGCAGUUGCAGAAGUGAACUCGAGCUUGCCAAGAUCCAGAUCGAGUGCAGGUGAAAUCGAAAUUUCUGGGCAGGGGAAGCAAGGUCGAAUUCCAGUUAGGUUAUAUGUUUGGAUUGUCAGUGAGGACUUUGAUGACUUAGAGGAUGCACCGUCGAUUGAUAGUUGGGACAGUGUUUCUUAUAUAAACCGGCCUGUUCAGAUACAAGGAGAAGGUAGAUGCUUCACAUUACACGAUGCAGUGAAAUGCCUUCUGCCAGAAUAUUUUGUAGAGGGAGUUGCUGAAUCAUUGACAGUAGGUGGUGAGGAAGAGCAAAGGGUUUUAUCUGAAGGCCUAAGUGGUGAAAAAAAUGCCAGGGAGGAAGUAGAAAAUUCAGGUGAUGACCAUGUAAAGGCUAGUUAUGAAUUUGAAGAGCCUGAAAUCAAGCUGGUUCGCAUACAAGGUAUUGAACCGAAACUGGAGAUACCAUUCUCUUGGGUGGCAAACAACUUAAUGCACCCUGACCAUUUCCUCCAUAUCUGUGUAUACCUUAAAGUAUCUCAAGUCAAUAGUACUAUGUCAUAGGUGGCUUUUCAAUCAUGUUGACAAUCUUAUGGGACAUAAAGAGUCAAUCUUCUGAUGAUGACUUUGAAAGGCAUUUACUGCAUAGCAAUUGUACAGAAGAACUUCAGUUGUCAAUACAUAGAUUUCGACUAUCCACUA